This is a messenger RNA of Bursaphelenchus xylophilus (pine wood nematode), 4717 nucleotides long. Lineage: Eukaryota; Metazoa; Nematoda; Chromadorea; Rhabditida; Aphelenchoididae. The record is from the annotation of a GenBank genome assembly.
AUGCUGGCUGCUUCGACCUUCUCCUCAAACAUGCUGGCUCUUCCGAAGACGGGAUAUUUCGACAUAAACAACGCGUUCCCACCAUUUCUUCAUACAUGGUCGUUGUCGGCGGAGCUUCAGUUUUAUGUGGUCGUGCCGUUUAUUUUCUUGGCCUACCGAAAAUUGCGAAACGUUAGCGGCUUUUUGGGAACAAGUUUUCUACUCUCGAUUCUGGCAGGCAGUAUGGCAUUUCAAGUUUUGAUGAGAGAAGGUAAGAAAUAGAGUAAAACCUCGAUACAACGGGCCCCAUAUACCUGUUCAGAGGACAUUAGUCUGCCGGGAAAUAUUAAGCACACUGUCGCAUCGAAAAUCGCAUCGCCGCUGAGAAAAUCAAUUGUGUCGCGAAAAAUAAAACUGCCUUUAACUUCGGUGACGCGAUCGGCAAAGCGACACUGUGCUCAUUAUCAGCCUGUCGGAAAAAUAACGGCGGAUCGUCGCAGCAAAAUGUCUCGCCUCGCCGCUAUCGCGCACCAAAUCCCAAGUCGCGGCUUGCAGUCGCAAAGCGAUGAUGAGCGACUCCGAGGCGCGACGAUCCGCCGUUGUUUUCCCGACAGACCGAUAUUUUCCUAACAGACUGAUCCUGGUCGCGCCCUUAUGUCCAUAGAAUUUUUUUGCAGACGCCGCGGGGUGCGCUCGCAGAAACAUUGCUAGUGCAAAAACGAAAUGUCGAAGCGGCGCAUACAAAAAAAGAAGCAAACACACCCCGGAAAUUUCUAGGUGCUUUAUGACGCGACUAGUAUCAGUCUGUCGGGAAAAUAAUGAGCACAGUGUCGUUUUGCCUAUCUCGUCACUGAAGUGAAAAGCGAUCUGAUUUUGCGGCGACAUAAUUUAUUUUCUCGGCUGCGAUGCGACUGUAUGCUUAUUAUUUUCCCGACAGACUGAUACAGUUAUUCUUUUUAAAAAUUGUUACAUUUAUUUAGACACCAAUCUCUCCUACAUGAAUCUCCUCUCACGAAUUUGGCAAUUUAUCGCCGGCUUCUUGGUCAGCAAUUACAGUAACGGAAAGGUCAGCGAUGAGAGGGUUUCGCUGAUGAAUUCAAAGAAUUUCAUGAUGAUUUGGUUGCUCAUCCAGUUAUUCGUCCCGGUGACAAAUACGAUUUGGAUUGAUCGGAUUAUCUGCACCUUCUCCGCGGCAUUGUUCAUUUUCAUACGGGAGACGAGUGUAAUAGAGCAUCCGUGCGCCGUCUACAUUGGUGGAAUCUCGUACUCGAUAUAUUUGAUUCAUUGGCCAAUCAUAACGAUUUACAAAUACAUGGAGGUGACUCCGAGUAUCUCACUUCCGGGUAAGCGAACCUUUAUUAUUAUUGUUGUACGAUAGUUUUUGUCCCCUAAGUACGUAGACUUUUUGUUGCUGGAAAAUGCAGUUUCAUUUCAUUUUGUUUAAUCUUUUCACUCAGUAAUUGUAUUGAGGAGAAUAGGUAUGCUACGAGGUAUGUGCUACACAAUGAGGAUUCGUUGGUGUACACUUGGGUGAUCAGAUUUUAAGACCAUCUUCGAAAAAAUCUGAUCAGCAUUACAAACUUAGCGCUUCCCAUACGGGUCUCAUCCAGGGGAUACCGUUUCUCGCGCAACCGAGUCGUGAUGAGAUGCUCCCCAAUACUUCAGGCUAGGUCGGCGCAAAGGUUAACCAAGCAUCCGAUUUGCCAUAGUCUCCAUGCAUUCAGCAGGUCCCAUUCCUUUCAUUCGAAAGCGCCUGGUGGCCUGAUUCUGCCGCGACACAAUUCGUUUUCUUGGCGGCGAUGCGAUUUUCGAUGCGACGGAGUGCCCAUUAUCAGUCUGUCGGGAAAAUAACGGCGGAUCGUCGCAGCAAAAUGUCUCGCCCCGCCGCUAUCGCGCACCAAAUCCCAAGCCGCGGCUUGCAGUCGCAAAGCGAUGAUGUGCGAUUCCAAAGCGCGACGACCCGCCGUUAUUUUCCCGACAGACUGAUAUUUUCCCGGCGGACCGAUGCUAUAACCCUUUUCCCUGGCCUCGACCGUAUGCUUAUUAAACAACGUUUCAGCUGGAAUUCUCAUCAUCCAAGGCUGCAUUCUGCUCAGUGUUGUGGUUGAAGACCUCUUCAAACAGGUUCGAUCCCUUACAACAACCACCGCUCGACUAACUCUCGUCAUAUUCAUCUUGUACUUGUCGAUUGCGGCGGUAACACUUAGUGCGCCAAGGGCCAUUCAGCGAAAAGAAAAUAUCAGUUUGGAGAACUACGAGGAAAUUAUUCUGGACACCAUGCGAGCCUUCGACAACCGCCAGAAUUUGGAGAUGACGAAAGAUGAGCUGGUUCAGUUUAACAAACGGAUUUACGACUUUGCGCAUGAUUUCUCUCGUAAAGAAAGGACUAAUGGAACAAUUAAUCAUCAAGUUGAGGUAAGAACAACCGUUAUUACUAGUCCGUUCGGAAAAUCUCUCUAGCGACUUUGCGAAGGGGCUCACAUGCUAUGCAGGCUUUAUUUUAGGGCAACGGGAAUCUAGAAAUCGUCGUGGUUGGGAACAGCAUCUCCCGCGAGCUUUAUUUCGGGAUAUGGGGGCGACUGAAGAACAAAUUCAAGCGCCUGACCCUGUACUUCAAGGGAGGUAUGACGCCGUUUCACGCCGACAAGGAUGGAGAUCAUCCCACCGCUUUCUUGGGAAUGCUGGCUUCAUUCGACAGGCCGAUUGAUAUUUUAGUGGUUAGACAUACGUAAGUCGUUAAACACGUUGUGGUCUGUUGGCAAAGUCGCCAGAGCGAUUUUUGGCGCUUGCACGCUGCAAAAAACAAAAAAAUCCCAAGUGUAAAGUGAACUUUUUUUUGUCUCAUCGUGCAUGUCGUCGAAUUCACGGUGGCGACUUUAGUAAUUUCAGUCUGUCGAGAAAAUAACGGCGGGUCGUCGAAGAGAAAUGUCUCGCCUCGCCGCUAUCGCGCACCAAAUCACAAGCCACGGCCUGCAGUAGCAAAGCGAUGAUGAGCGAUUCCGAGGCGCGACUAGACAUGGCUCCCGGGCCGGCCUGUGCCGUGGGCCGGGCCGAAGCAAAUUUAAAACGGGCCGGGCCGGGCCGACGGAAAAUUUGAAACGGGCCGGCCGGAACCCUUCAGGCCGACGGGCCGGGCCGAGAUUUUUGGCCCGGGCCGGCCGACGAGCCAUGUCUAGGCGCGACGAACCGCCGUUAUUUUCCCGACAGAUUGAUACAUCCGCCAAUCGAGAAAAUAGUGGCCGGCCAUCGCAGCAAAAUGUUUCGCCUGGUCGAAAACAGGGGUCCAAACCUCAGCUGCGGCUACCCGCCGAAAAGCGGUGAUGGGCGAUUCACGUCAAACUGAGACAGUGUAAAACGGUCCGGUGAAUGGAUUGACAAUUCGCCAAAAAAAAAGACGCGAAAAAACUUUUUGUCGUGGAAGAAAUGGGGAACUUUUGGGGCGAGAGAGUACCUUUUUGCGCGUCUUUUUCUCUGACUUCUCUGUGAAAUCAAAACGAAGUGUAAAAAACCGAUAGCGAAGAGUCUAUUCCGGCCUCCGGACCCCUCAGUUUGACGUGCGAUUCCAAUGCGCGAUGAUCUGCCUCUGUUCUCCGGACAGACUGGUAGUACACUCUAGACAACAACUUCAUCGACUUAUCUGUUAGUUGCAUCAACAGAAUGUUUGCUUUUUCCGAAGCAAAGUCCAAAUGCAACAACUGAUGAGAAAAAUCAUCUUCAACAAAAAUGUUGAGCAUCUCCUUCGCGUUACAUUCGUAAAAUACGACAUUCCGUUGUUUUAGCUAUCAUCGACUCAGAAGCCACAAAGAAUACAUAGAGAACGACAUGAAAAAUGAGAUGGAGAAAUUCUAUGGCCGUAUUAGUUCCAUGCCGAUCAAGAAUAUUGUGAUAUCACUAACCGAAUACGAGAGCAGUUUUAACCAUCAGCAAUUUAUCAGGACGUUGGAAACAAGCGAUCUCAAAGCACUGGAGAAAUUCAAUUUUCCGUUGACAGUAAGUCGCUUUGCCAUGAUACAGUGAGGACCUGAUCCAGUGGCAAAAAACGUAUCCUUUUGCUUCCGGGAAGUAUGAAAAAUGUGGCAAAAUGCUUCCCUCUCCAAGUGAAAAAACUCCGAUUUCAAAAGCGUCGUUUCCCUCACACAAAGAGCGGACGCGCAAAACGGACCUUUUUGGUUGGAGAGGGAAGCAUUUUGCCACAUUUUUGAAACUUCCCAAAUGCAAAAUGGUAUGUUUUUUUGCCACUGGAUCAGGUCCCACAUUGUACCUCCCUCUCCUAGCGAAAAAACACCAAUUUCGAAAGCCGCUCUUUGUAAUGGAAAGGGCCCUUCAAAAACGAGUUUUUUUCGCUUUGAGAAGCAUUUUGCCACAUUUUUGAUACUUCCCGGAUAUAAAAUGGUUACAAAAAACCACUGUAAGGGAAGUACCCCAAGUGCACCGCUCAGAUUCUCCUUAAAGUCUGACGAUACUCCCGGGGUCUUUCCAUACUAAAAAGAAAGUUUCCUUCCAGAAGACCGAAAAUGCAAACCUGCUGCUAGACAAGACUAUUAUGAGUAUAAACUGCCCGAAAUGCCAUUUCGUCGACACAUUUCGACGACUUUGCGACCCAACGCGCGAUCGAUGUGUUGCUGUGGAUGAACGAGGAGUGGCGAACUACAACGACGGUCAUCAUGCCACGUUGUUUGGGUCGUUUCAUAUUGUUGACGAAUUUAUUGUUAGCCUGGAAAGAGCCGGGAUUUUAUAA